Messenger RNA from Aegilops tauschii subsp. strangulata, 765 nucleotides. RefSeq lists its product as uncharacterized. The record is from RefSeq and is a predicted model, not a curated record. Lineage: Eukaryota; Viridiplantae; Streptophyta; Magnoliopsida; Poales; Poaceae.
AUGGCAAGCUACUGCUUCCUCGUCCAAAAGCUGUCCGGAUUCUUCGCGGGCUACGAGUUCAUCCACGUCCCGCGCGCAGAGAAUGAAGCGGCAGACACGCUCACCAAGAUCGCAUCGUCCCGGCAGUCCAUUCCUUUCGGCGUCUCCCUCGAGCAUAUGCACAAGCCGUCCGUCAAGCCGUCUCCGGACUCCGAGUCCAUCCACGUCCCAGCCGACCCAGUCGCGCCUCAACCCGGCCCGGGGACUGCUCCAGCAGACCCGUCCGCGCCUCAACCCGGCCCGGGGAAUGUUCCAGCCGACCCGGCCACACCUCAACCCGGCCCAGGGCUGCCGUACCCGACCCGGGGGCUGCUGAACCCGGCUCGGGGGCUGCCGCCCCAGAGCCGAAAUGGUGGCCGUCUUCGCCGUGGGGACGGCGCCAUCCUGGGCCCUGCCCAUCUCGGAGUUCCUGGAGAAUGGGUCCUCCCCAUGGACGAGACUGAAGCUCGGCAAGUGCAGCGCCGGGCGUCUGCCUACAGUAUCAUCAACAACGAGCUCGUCAAAUGCAGCUCCACCGGCGUAUUCCGGCGCUGCGUUGAGCAAGACAAGGGCAUUGAGAUUCUCCUCGACAUACCCCAGGGCGAGUGCGGGCACCACGCCACCUCACGGUCCCUUGUGGCCAAGGCUUUCCGCCAUGGUUUCUACUGUCCCAUGGCCCUCGAAGAAGCAGUGUCACUCAUCCUCAAGUGCGAGGGAUGCCAGCGCUUCAGCAAGCGCAGCCACUAG